Molecule: messenger RNA, 8004 nt
Organism: Fusarium sp. VM40
Lineage: Eukaryota; Fungi; Ascomycota; Sordariomycetes; Hypocreales; Nectriaceae
Source: the annotation of a GenBank genome assembly
AUGGGCGAAGGCGUUUCCAAUAUACCUGGGGACUCCCACUCCAUAAGCUCAUAUCGGACAGUCUUGAACGAGAUCCCGGCAAAACUGACACUCGCCCACAUCCGCAUGGAGGACUAUGAGCUCCAAGAUCUUCAACUGACUGAAGCAUCACAUUCGUUAGCUCUGGCCCAGACUUUGAACGACUGGGCAGGAUUUGCUCUCGAGUGCACUUCUACUCAGCAAGCAGACCGAACCAAUUACCUGCUGGCUUACCUUGCGAGUAUCGAAGUGCCUGUGAUCCUUGUCUGUCAACACGACUGCGAGGCUAUUGACGAUGUCGACCUGUCGAUCGCCUCAGGUCUUAUCGUGGAAAAUGCGUGCAUACUUUCCAACGGUCAGCGACGCGACUACUUCAAGGCGCGAAGACUUAGAGAUACAAUGGCUAGAUGCACCCUGCAACGAGACAAGCGACCGGACUUCUUUGUUGGGUUUCUAGACCGUUGGGAGACGCAGCCCAUGCCAUCUGUUGUUCGACGUGCUGCCAAGAUAGCCCAACAUUUUGAUGCAGUCAUAGAGCAUGGCCCUAUUGCUCCGACUGCGAGUGGCAAGGCAUCCUCUUUGGAGAGCGCGAGCAAGACCAUGAGUGCCUUUGAGUAUCUACGACGCGCCGAGAUGGUUGAAUUGCAGAAAUGUUGGACAUCUGGAGAACGCAAGAUAUGUUUCUCGAAUGGUCCCAAUGACUCCAACAUUCUGCCGCUCUCGUUGGCUGUCCUCGGUUCCAUCAUCCCCGAAGCUACAGAGCUUCUCUCACAUUCUGAUACUAUUUCGGGUCCUGGUUCUAUCUGGGAUGGAUGCUUAGCUGUUGAUGGUCUGCCAAACCUUUCACAAAGAAUCCCAACAAGAAGUAACGUUUGGGACUAUGGCAAUAGAAACACACCGCUUUCGUCACUUGGCUGCUUCCCACUUACCUCUGAGCCGACUAGAGAGCAUUUUGAUGCCGUCGUACGGACCCAGACCCAUCUAAAGGAGCUCGGUAUGCUGCAAGUACUCGAGGGCCCCGAUGAGCAGCGCCUGUUAGAGUCACUGAGAUGCUUGAUCAGUCACAGAGAGGGAAAUUCCCCUAUAACGAGUAUCGUUAAAGAGCUUGUCUGCGGGCUGCUGACCAGACGCAUUCAAGUCUAUAAGGGUCUCAAAACUGGCUUUCGAGUACCUCGUGCGGACGUAAGCUUCUGGGGUGUUUCAAAGGAUAUCCAAGGCGCACAACUCACCGAGAUAUACAUUUCUCUCUCUUCUCCUUCCGACGCGGCCGUGGUCUUACAUACCUGGCUGGCUUGCAAAGGUGUUUCUCGCGCAGAGCGGUUCGAGGAAGAAAGUCAACUCGAGCAAGCCAACGGUGGUCAAGACAGCAACCGAGUCCCUGCCACUAUCCGAGAAUCCAUCCAUGAGGCAACUUAUGCGGAACUUCUCAGCCUCACACAGAGACUCGGAAACACGCAAGCUAGCAACACCAUCCUUGAUGCCAUCAAGGAUCUUUGCCGCACAAUGCUCAUCGAUGAAACGACACGUGGAGCAUGGAGGCGGAGCUGUGCUCUAGCUGCUCUUGAUGACUCGUUGAGUAUGCGGCAACUGUUGGAGCAGCGACUCCAGUACCUUGUAACCCUGGGUUACAAGAGAUUGCCCAGCCUGGAGAACCUCUGUCGUUUGCACGAGUUAACUAGGCACCUUGUUGACGAAGCAUUUCUGCUUGGGGACAAUCGUGUACUGAGACAGCUCAUGCAGACUUUACAGUCAUCUUUCGGCACUUCCAAGUCUCAGCAUGGACGUCUUUCCGUGGACAUCAACGCCGAUCUCUUUGCUCUUAUAGUAUUCACUGUGUUACGCAGGGCGGCAUUCGAAGACGUGUACAUGGAAACCACAGACAGAUGUCCUCUCUUCCUCUCUCAGCCAGAUCAAGCCGCCGUCUUCUCUGAACUCUGGGUUUUGGGAUCCCAGUGUGAGAUCUACUUCGACCUCUACCCCCGCGAUAUUGGAAGCGUCAUCUAUUCCCGUUACAAUCUUUUUCUCCAAGUUGAUCCUCCACCUGCAGACUACAGAAGAGGCAACGAGAUCAUGACCAUGUACCCAACCUCUGACGAGACUCCACCAGCCAGCAAGGUCUCUGCUGGUAAUGUUACGCUGACAAGCCAUGAGAAACUGAAGCUCUGGAAGAAGAAAUUCGCUGAUGCAGGCGCCAUGUCAAUCUUUUGCCUCCCUGCAAUUGUCGACGUAACCAUGCUCACCUUCAUUGGUCGUGGCUGCUUCAUGACAGCAUUUAUGGACCCCGACCAUCUCGAGGUCGCUGGGUAUGCUCUCUUAGCAUCGAUGCUGCUGACAGCUGGUGUCACGGGAUGGGUCGGUAGCGUGGGGCAUUAUUACAUGGCACAUUAUGCAUACGACAACAUGAUUUACUUUCAUGUUCAGAGACUGUCGGGUGGUUUCGUGCUGACGCUUGUCAUCGCACUCUGUGGCCUUGUUGCCUUCUCUCUGCAAAGAUCCGUCAGCGCAGGUUUUGUCUUUGUCGCUUAUAUCGUAUGUAUCGCUACAUACUGUAACAUCCUGGGUGUUAUGAGCACGAUGCAUCUGCAUGAAUCACCUUUGUCGUCUGGCCGAAAGGUCAUUCUGCAGACCCUACCUAUCCUCCUGCUCUCCCCACUCAUAUCAACCUUUGUCAACGGCCAUGACUUGGAGAUAUAUCUCCUUAUCAUGUACACCUUCUUGUUGAUCGUGUUGUGGCGUUACCGACGAUUAUGUCAAGAGUGGUCGGGCUGGAUGGAUAACAUCCCCAAGUUUACCAGCAAAGACGUCUCGGAAUGGUACUCAAUGAGGGCUGUUGACGAGAAAAAAGUCUCGAACGGGGAUUCGGAAAAGACACCGGAUAGUGAGAUGUCCCAGAAGGCAUUCGCAGCUGCAGUUACUGCUUACAUCCGUCAUACCCAGGAAGCAAAGGUAUCGGGUUUUAUGUCUGACCCUUUGGUUCGUCGCGUGUCCGAGGGAAUGUCUUUUAUUGAGUGGCUCCUCAAAAAGACGUCUGCCGGCAAAGCACCUCCUCCAAAGUUCACAACUGCAUGGUUCACCCAGCUUGACGAAGCUAUCAACCAACAACAACAAUUAAGACGUGGACUCAAACAGCACAAUUCUUUUAUUUUAUUCCGCCUCGCGCGACAUGACAUCGGUCAGAACCUCGGUCUAUUCCUCAUUGCCCUGAUGGACCGCUGGAUAAUGAUGGCCAUGAGUGCUCGACAGCCAUAUCCCAGCAUAUACACGGACAGCCGCAGUAGGUACGGUAUCUGGCUGGCCAUCGUCUACUUUUGUUUGUCUGCUAUGAUUCUCGACGCAACGCUCCAAAAGUACUGGAGUCAUCGUUACGAUGUCUCCCACGAGAAGAUGUCAGGACUUGAAGAUGCUGAGCGCAUUGAAAGACAGGACGAAAGCCGACGUCGAGGACUAAUCGUCAAGGCCGCCGCAGAUGUCUUUUCGAAAUUGACAGUCUUUUUUGGUUGCACCACUAUCCUCCUUUGGCUUUUCGUGGAGAGUUCGGAGACUAUCAUUAUCUACUUCAUGUAUGUGUUCGGCUACUCGAGCGCAAUUGUCUUCCAGUUCAACCGCUGCUUUACCACCAACAUUAGCUCUCACAUCACCGUGAUGAUGGCUUCAGCUGCAGUGGGCUUUAUAGUUGGCUGCCUUCUUCAUGCUAUCCCAGCAACUGCGGGGUUUCUGUAUACGGACGUCCUCGCGCAGAAUCUGGCUGCUCUUCUAGCUGCUAUUGGGACAUCCUGGUUUGCAUGGGAAGUCGAGACCAGGACUAACGUUGUGGCGUCUACUCAAGAUCACGAUGAUAACAAACGCAUCAUUGUUCAAAAGAAGAUCACUGUUGACUGUACUGAGGACAUCAAAGUCUCCGCAACUAUUGCUCACAAUGUUGUUGCAACUCGCACGAUACAAUACGGUGACGGGUCCAGAGGGGCCGACAAACUCGGAGAGCUUUUGCAGAACAGCGUACGAGAUCCAAACUAUCAUACUCACGCUACCCAGUGGUCGGUUAGACUUCUUCACAGAGCAGAGGAUAUGUGGCAGACCCAAAAGGUCACCCUGACGACAUCUACUAGCGAAUCUUUCUAUCAAAACGGCCUCGACAAGGUAUCUUCAUUCAGCUACUCCAAGUCUGGAGUUCUGCAUGUUGUUAUUGGUCUUUUGGGCGAGACUGAUUGCACAUUGCCUGCCUGGGAGCCCACAGUCUCUGUUGUGGCAUGUGAAGCCUUGCUACACCACGUGGCGCGGUCAGAACUGAGUUUGUCCUCCGCACAAGCAGUACAGGCCGAGCAUUUCGUCCACGAUACAGAGUCUCUCAGCAAGCGCUAUCAGAUGGAGCUGGCGUCACAGGACCAUGCGAGCUUGAGUUGUCUUGCUUUGCAGACAGAAGUGAAAGUGAUGGAGCUUCUCUGUCUCAACAUUGAGGUAAAUUCCAAGUGGGAGAGUAUUCCACAAACUGUCCGGGAGAUGAUACUCAAUCGUGUUUCUGGAAACCAGCAAUCUAUGUCGAUCCAAGUCGGCGAAUGGGUAGCCGAGCAGGGCAUUGAUAUUCAAAACGUCGACUUUCAACUUGGUCUCACACUACACAUACAUUGCCAGUGUGAGGAGAACCUUAGAAGAAUUUCCCAACCUCCAAGAUGGCUCGAGAAGCCAGCCCUUUUCUCGGAGCUUCGUGUUGCCACUCCCUUGUCUACUCAAAAGAAACCUUCGUUACGCACUGCUCUCAGGUGGCUGAAAGUAACUUCUUCAUCAGUGGUCAAAUGGACUGCGAUUAUCUCUGGUGGUGGUUCCAGUAUUGAGAGGGAACUAUCGUACCUCUUGAGUGAUGUCCCUCUCAGGGGCUUGCUACUUUGGCUUGCUCUCCUUACAUGGAAGGCUUGCCGUUUGAUGGCAAACUUUUGGAUCUACUGGCUUAUCAUAUACAACAAGCCUGCUCUUGUCAACAUUGCUCGUCUCGCCAAGAAGGGAGAGCGACGCAAGAUCAAACUCAACAGAGGAGCCGUUGUCGUUGAACAACCACGAGAAACUCUGACUGGAUUUGUAUCGCAAGGAGACGAUAGCUAUAUGACUCUCACUUUCCACAAGGGGUUACUGAAGGAAGGCCCACAAGGACAAUCUCCCGCAUUCUUUACAACCUAUGAUCAGCAUAGUCGUCUCCAAACUAGAGUUGAGCAGGGCCACUCACGUACUGCUACCUACACUUAUGCCGAGAACACAAUGUCUCGUCAACCCGUCAUCAUUGAGGCCACGAGGGAUAAUAUCCUUACCUUUGGAUACUAUGAUCAGUACGGAAGAGUUGCCAGGGGAACCAUUUCGACCACCACUGAGAACAUUGGUUUCCAAUACCAUUAUCGCAACAGGCCCAAGGGUAACGCCGACUUACUCCGUGCCGAUUACACCUCGAUGCGCUCUCCAAGCGGAAACUCGCUAUCCGUCUUCUGGGGCAAGCCGGUUGAUCCAGAACGCUACGACUGGGUGCCAUCCAAAUUCAUCCAUCGUAUCGUCCAACAUAUAGAUGGAAAGGUGUAUGUUACUGAGUAUGACUACCAACAUCGUCGUGACCCUACGAUCGUUACAUAUAUGCAGAGCGAUGACGGCACCAAAACCGCGAUUGCCAAGCGGCCACAAAUAUUUGAGGUCGAAGAAGAGCUUCUAAAGCGACCUGACAACUUGUCCUUCGACUCUGAAGAUAUUCUAUAUCACUACAGCGUUACCCAAAUCAAGCAGCUGCGACGCAGAGCGAGCAAUGCACCUACAUGGUCGACCUACUUUAAUCCCGUCUUCUGGAUCGCGCAAUGGAACAGGCGUGUAUACAAAAGUGUGCCAACUUGGCGCGUGCGAACAGAACUAUGGAAUCACUGGAAGAGAAACAACAAUCUCAACGCUUCUACGGCUUGCUGGGUUGACGAGGUUAUCCUCCGCGAGGAACCAUCACUCCGAAAGUACUGGCGAGCUAGAGACAGCGGACAGUUGGACAAGGCCUGUCAGGCACUCGAUGAAGAUAUUGACCAGAUUGUUUCAGCGAUUGGCAUGGAGACGGAUGUAGCUGAGAUCAGUCUGCUUGCCAUCAAGACCGCUGAUCUUUAUGCCAUGGGUCUUGGAAACGACGCGAAUCCUAUCACUACACAGCCGCAGAACUGCUACAAUGAUACGGAAAGCCGCAUCUCGGUGAUUUUCAACGACAUCGGCUGUUGGCCCAUCUCUCCCGGUGGUGUAUCUAAUUGUCGACGCGAUCUUGUCAACGGGCACAGCACAAUUCGGAACCACGUGCUUGCCGAAUGCGCAAAUGACUUCGGCAUACCCCGUUUCCAAGUCGAGAAGAACGUGCAGUCUAUGAAACUUCUUCCUCUCUGGGGUCUUGAUGGCAACACGGCUAACCAUGGUGUUAUCAACAACUUGCUCGAGUCAACCGUCGAUGAAAAGAUCGCAGGGACUGAUCUCCAGGCCGAUGUUGUAGGCACCUUCGUCCCUCUUCUCACAGAAUUUGUGAAAGGUGCCAGGACAAAACGGUACUCCCGAGCGGAUCUCGUUAAGUAUAGUAACGUCAUGUUAUCAAUGGGCAAGUUCUUCGAAAGCAAGGAUUAUGGCACUACGUGGAGGUCCAGCCAAUUCCAACAAGCUUGGAUGAAAGCAUGGUUGAUUCCCUACAACGACCCCAAUAUCACCAGCGCCUCAGAGUGUUUCAAGAUGGAACAGCCUAGCAUGUCUGACUUUCAAGAUGCAAUGGGUAUUUUUAUGGCAUAUUUGUUCAUCUACGCCGUUCAAGUACCAAACGAUUGCCCUCGUGUUUUCCAGAGCACUCAUCAUGGUAUAAGUAGUUUGUACGGCAUGGUUUUGCAAUGCAAACAAGAUGUCACCUUUGGUAUUUGGGAUCAUGCCAUCUAUUGGCGCGAGACAUGUUUGAACAUUAGCCCGGCACAAUGCGAGCUCCCACUGUCUGUGCAGUCUAUGUUGCUUGCUGGCAUCAACAUGGCAUCUCGUCUUGCCUACUUCCACGCCGACGUCAUCAUGCCUUGCGCAUCUGUCUUCAACCCCAUGUGGGAGAUCGAGAUGGGCACAGAUGGCGGCUCGGUUGGCAGCAGGAAGUUAUUCAAGCGAAAGGUCGACCCUAUUGUCAACGGCAUCAGCGACAUGGAUCGCUUCACACCAGCGGAAAAGGUCCGCACCGAAAGACCUACAGUGGUGAUGCUUUCUAAUGUACAGUUUAUCAAAGGCGUCAAGAUCGCCAUUCAAGCUGCCAACAUAAUCAUCAACCAACUCGGCUUCGAGGAUUACCAGCUCAUUGUCUAUGGCGCUAAGGACCGACAGCCUAGCUACUGCAUCGAGAUGGAAAAGCUUAUAAUAGAGUCUGGCUUGUUUGGCAAGGUCGUGUUGGCCGGAUUCGGCGAUCCAAAAGUUGUCCUCCAAGAUGCAUGGCUGUUCAUGAACUCUUCCAUGUCCGAAGGUCUUCCGCUGGCCAUCGGCGAGGCAGCUCUGGCAGGCGUACCGAUCGUUGCGACAGAGGUAGGAGCGACUGCGUUGGUUCUUACAGAUCCCAAGAACCCAGAGCAGCAAUACGGAGAGGUCGUGCCCCCGAAUAAUCCCAUGGCACUUGCACGUGCUCAGUUAAGUAUGCUAAGUAUGGUCGGACCAUGGUCAAAGUUUACUGGGGAUGACCAGGAGAAACCCCCAGUGUUACCAGAUGAGAUUUUGCCAGAACACGUCAAGUGGUUAACCAGUCGUUUCUAUGAGAAGGCAAGCGAUAGGCGGAAGCUAGGACUGCUUUCGCGUGAAGUGGUCUUGCAGAGCUUUCAUGGAAGUCGCUAUCUAAGAGAGCAUGAGCAGAUGUACUGGAUCCAGUGGUAUAUGUCUAAGAUGAGGAAGGAAAACGACCUGGAUAAUAUGUGCUUUAAGUUUGGAAGUUUCAGGCCGCUACAUUAUAGUGAUGGUAAUGUAAAAGAGGCAAAGGAGAAGUAG